GAGGGGGUGUAAAUGUGAACUGUAUCCUGAGUUGCAGUCCUGUGUCUGCAUUCCUCAUCAAGGAUCUGCUUAAGAGGGGGAAAAAAAUCAUAAAUAAUAACACGGACACAGACUGGAAUACGGCGGAAAUCAUCCGGAUCGCUGACGGAAUAUCACUUUAAAGGCUGAUGGUGUUGUUUGCAGUCCAGCGCUCAGUAAUUGGGGUAUUUGUGGCUCGGACGGAUGGAGCUUAAUAAAGGAGUGUAGACAUGAGAAGAGAAAUAAACAGAUACGCUGCUUUAAAUGCGCUUUAAAAGCAGGAAAACAAGAUGGCUGGUGACAGUAAACCAUAACAAGGGCAACACGCCGGUGUCCCCUUUAAGAACAAGAACUGUGUCUGAAAUACAUCAAUAUUUAAGAGCUGGAAGAAAUAAAAGGCUUGACACUGUUACACUGUUUGCUAUUUUUAAGUGAAAGGAUCGCGAGACGGCCGCAAUCAGCUGCGAGCAGGUCGACAUGGACAGGCAGGACAGCUCGGAAAACACUUUAACAUUUAACGACUGUAGAUAGCGAGAGAAUACAUUUACAGGGGAGAGAGAGAGAGAGAGAGAGAGUUUGAUCAAGAGAUUUGCGCGAGCGCGCGUGAGAGCGGUAGAGAGAGCGAGAGCGCGAGCGACACAGAGAGAGCGUGAGAGAGAGAGAGAGAGAGAGAGAGAGACGGACAGAGAGAGAGAGAGAGAGAGAGAGAGAGAGAGCUCUGGAAAUGUUUCAUAACGCACAUUAAUUCACUUAAACGCUUUUUGUUGCUUGCUGUAAAUUGUCCCGUGUCGGACCACAGAUUCGGUUUUCUUUCCCGUUUUUUUUUACCGAACGACUUGUACAACUGCUUCUAUAUUAGACCUAGUUAGAUUUUACACUAAAACACCGUCUUUUUCUCGUUCUGAUUCUUGUAAAGUAAUAUUUUGGGCACUUUGUGCGACACUCACACUGUACAAGAGGCCUGUUGUACUGCUGAGCUAUUUAUCAUCAGUCUGCAACUUCCAGCGCACAUCAGUAUGUACAAGUCACCCAGCAGAGAUGCCCCUUGUUCUUCUCCCUGCAUCCUGAAGCACAGUUCAGUUCAGCUAUAAAGGUUUUCAGGCGCAAACUACAAACUUCUGACUAUCUGUAUAACUGAUUGGAAUCAGUGUAAUAAUCUGGGCACAUUCAUUCUUCUAAAAGAAGCAAGGAGAGGAGCGUCUCAGCCUGAAGAGCUGUACGACUUCGGUUUGGUCUGUUUUAAGCCUAGAAGGUUUUCAUGUCCGUCGUGAUCCGAUUGCAACAUUCAGAUCCCUGAUUUGUGUCUCAGCUGCGGAACUUGAACAGGGGCGGAAGAGGCGCUCCCUGGACCUUUCAUGGAGACUUAUCAACAGCUGUUUGUGCAGACUUGUAUGCCUGUGUGGACAAGCAGAGUCAUACGCUUAGUUUUAUAAAAGGGGAACGAGAAUGCCCGACUUAUUUUAAAUAGUUUAACAGGCUCUCAACUUAAAACCGGCCUGCAUGUCUUCUACCCAAGCAGCUGAGAUGGCUGAGGCCUGGAAGAACUGUCUCGAGGAAGAGCUCAUCUGCCCCAUAUGUCUGCAUGUGUUCGUAGACCCCGUGCAGCUGCCAUGCAAGCACAACUUCUGCCACGGCUGCAUCAGCGAGGCUUGGGCCAAAGACGUGGGCAUCCUGCGAUGCCCGGAGUGCAAUCAGCCCUACAAACAGAAGCCCAGUCUCGACAAGAACAUCAAGCUAAUCAAUAUCGUGGAGAAGUUCAACGCCCUGAACACAGAGAAAGAGCCGACCGUGCUGCAGUGCAUACUGUGCAGACGGGGACCCGGGCUUCCCGCGCAGAAGGUUUGCCUACGCUGCAACGCGCCCUGCUGCCAAUCGCACAUUCAAACACACCUUCAGCAACCUUCUUCAAAUGCCGGGCACCUGCUGGUAGAUGUCGAAGAUGUGCGGGCCUGGAGUUGCCCCCAACAUGAUGAAUACAGACUGUAUCACUGCGAGACCGAGCAGGUGGCCGUGUGUCGUUACUGCUGCUUCUCUAGAUGUGCAGUCGGCCAUGGACAUGGCAUCUGCGACGUGGAACUGCGUCAGAAUGAUAUAAGGCACAUGCUGAUGAAGCAACAGGAUCGAAUUGAUGAUCGAGUGCAGGACAUCGAAGAGCUGUUGUACAAGCUCGAGUCAGACAAACGGCAGGUGGAGGAUAAGGUGGAUCAGCUGAAACAAGAGGUGCGCCUGCAAUAUCAGAAAAUGCAACAGCUCCUAGAGGAGGACCUGGGAAAGGCUCUGAAUGUGCUGGAGAAGUCAUGGUCGAAGUUCUGCCAGGAAAACUCCAGACAGGUCCUGCAGCUCAAUGAGCGGCGCCAGGAGGCCAAGAAGAUGCUCAGCUCUGUCCAGGUCUUGUUUGACAAGGCAGAAAAUAUCAACUUUAUGAAGAACACAAAACCUAUAAAAAUCCUCCUAGAUAGAUCUCAGACAUCUAUAGACAGUGCACUACCUCCCUACAAUGCAGGUCACCUUAACUCUAAAGUCUUUCUUGCUGAAAUUUCUAAAAAGGAGAAGAACCUACGCAAAAUGCUGGAAGCACCCUUCGCCGCUCCUGCACACUUUUUCCAGAGUGUUCCUGUGUACCAAUGCAGAGUGAGCAGUUCAGGAUCAGAAAAGCGCAAGCACUCGACUGCAUUUCCUGAGAGCAGUACAAACUUCAUGGAAUCCGCAUCAGGUCCUGUGAACAAGCAGCAGUUCCUGGCUCCAAGUACCAGCUCCGACGAAGGGCCAUCUGUGGCUUCCUGCAGCUCUGCUCGACACAUCGUGAGUGGCGUAGAAGUGAGCGAUGCUCAGCCUGUCCAUCAUUCCAGCUCAGUGUUCAGUCCUGCCCACUACCCCAACGCGGGUUCCACACAACAGGCUAUGCUGCCACAGUACAAUGGCCGUAAGAUUCUCAUGUGUACAGUGGACAACUGCUACUGCUCCAGCAUGCCCUCUGUGUCUGGACACCAUGGCCACCCUUCCUACUCGCGCUCACCUUCUUUCGCCUGGGCUCAGGAGUUCUCACACCCAAUGCCCCCCCCAGCUCCCUCCAUGUCCCAGCCAAUACAGAACAUCUCAGUGCGUGGGAACUGGAUUGGCACCUCACAGAGCCAUAGGCACCCCGACUUCUACAGCCUCUAUGGAGAACCUUCUACUAAACACUAUGUCACCAGUUAACCGUUCUUUAUCCAUUCCUUCUUUCUUUCUCUUGCUUCUUUUCUUUUUGCUUUCUCUCUGUUUAUUUUCUCUCAACAACCAUUGCAUUCAAAUGGCACUUUGUCUCAUUUUAUAUUAGUCAAGGUAAGCCUUGUGGCCCUCCCAGCCACAUAUCUUCUUUCUCAAGGCUAUAAAAUCGCUGUCUGCCACUGUACAGUCUUUUGAAGGGAAAAUGGAAUUUGUGGCUGUCCUUUUAAAAUUGAGAACAGGCCUUGGAUAAUUGUAGAUGCUGCUGACCCAAAGCAGAUAAUAUUAAGCUUUGCACAAGCCCAGCUUCCUCUGUCCCAUCUUCCAGCCUUUAGUGUGUCUGGGGAGAAGGAGGUGGCAUCUUUUUUAUCAUAAAUUUGGUCUGUAAUUCUCUAUGUAACUGGGGGAAACAACCAUUGACUGCAUCUAUAUGAUGCUUAAAAGUACUUUUAUUUCUGUUAAGAGAAAGGGUUGGUAAAGGUUGAAAAGGGUUGCGGUCUAUUAUAGGAAAGAGGUAAAAAGAUUAACCAUGACUGUGUGGCUGAUUGCCCAAGGUUAAAACCAUGUUUAACAUGGGACAAGCUGGGAUUGAGCUUUUAUGUAAAUGCCUAAAAGGUGACAGGAUCUAGUAUCAUGUUUACAAUUACAUAUUAGCAUUUCUUAUGGUUUGACUGGCAUUAGUGUCUUAAUCUUAGUGGAAGAAUCACCCAAGAAGAAUUCAAUUCGAAUAGCAAUUCGAAUCCUGGAAGCCUCCAUGAGAACCUCUCACAUAUUCCACGUGUCUUUCCUAGACUUCUCUGAAACUUAAUUAAUAACUGCACCUAAACCAAUUUUUCCUGGAUUUUGCUUUCUGUCAAGUAUGGAACCUUCCUGAAUCAAAGCACAAGAAAGGCAUGUUCACGACGAUCAGCAAACACACUCAAUAUUUAAUCAUUGAUCAAUUAUACAGAUGUGGUAUCCUUCCUCUUUGAAACUGUUGUCAGCUCCAGUGGAACCCAGUGGGUUUGUGUGAUCACUGCACAGUGCUGAUUGUCAGGAACAUGCUGAAAAUCUGUUGACUUCCUGUUUGGAACUUGAAGCAGUCCAGAAAGAUUUUCCAUGAACUCUAAGGUUUUACGCUGAACCUGAAUAGAAAACAGUUAUUGACAUUUUUCCCCACAUAUUUUGUACCCAAAAAAAUGGACUACUGAACCUCUAUAAUUUGCUUCAUUGUGCUUCAAAAGAGUAUUAAAUGUUUUAAAACACAUACAGUCUUUUUGUACAUAUUUUGUGCAACACAAAAGUGUGGCUCUAAUCUAAAAAAAAUAAAUAAAUAAAGAGCAGUUAAUGGA
Messenger RNA from Tachysurus vachellii, 4553 nucleotides. RefSeq names its product tripartite motif containing 8a (gene trim8a). The record is from RefSeq and is a predicted model, not a curated record. The transcript is spliced from 7 exons. The coding region runs from base 1519 to 3216 and encodes 565 amino acids. Lineage: Eukaryota; Metazoa; Chordata; Actinopteri; Siluriformes; Bagridae.